Adineta steineri is the source of this 1071-nucleotide messenger RNA. The record is from the annotation of a GenBank genome assembly. Lineage: Eukaryota; Metazoa; Rotifera; Eurotatoria; Adinetida; Adinetidae.
AUGAUGAAUCAUCAUAAACAUAAUUGUGAAGAAAAUACUCAAUCAAUACAUUCAAUUAUUUUGUCAUCAGAUGAAGAAAAUGAAAUUAUCGAUGAAAAGAAACCAUUAACACAUACAUUAGUAACUAAAAUGGAUAUGUCAUCAGCUAUAGAACCAAUGGUAGUAAAACAAUCAACAUAUAGUAUUAUUGAUUUAUGUACACCAGUGAAAUCAUCGAAUACUAGUAAUAUUCCAAUGAAAACAAAAGAUUAUAUACCAAAAACAAUUACAACACAUAAUCAAGCACGUCUAUCUCUUCUACCAACAUUUCCAACACCAAUCUAUGAUAAUCAUCCACAUCUCUUAUUAUGUAAUGUACCAGUUCAAUUUUUAUCAAUUGAACAAGUAUGUCGACGACAACAAUAUAGUCAUCAAUCAUCUUGUACUUUGACCAUACCUACUAAUCAUUCUAUACCAUCUUCAAUACGUGAUUAUUUUGAUAUUCAUCAUCAACCAUUAAUCGAUCGAUUGAAUAUUAAUUCGACUUUACUUGAUUAUAAUUAUUCUCGUCUUAAUCAUUGUUUAAAAUUAUUUGCUGAUGAACGUAUUCAUCGAUUACGACAAACACCAUAUCAAGUUCGAUUAUUAGAUGAAGAAAAAUGGGUAGCUAUGGAAUUCUUUCUACAAGUAGAUGUUGAUUUAUUUUAUAUGAAAACAUAUUCAAAUUCAAUGAAUAAAGAUCUCUUUUCUAAAAAUGAACCAGAAUUGAAAUUUAUUAUGAAACCAUGUGGUCAUCAAAAAUGUGGAGUAUGUACAUUGUCAAAUCAUAUUACUCGUCGUCCACAAUCGUCUAUCGAUUUUGAACAUAGUGGAAAAUAUCGAUUUAUCAAUGGUUAUGAAACAAUUCUUAAUGGUCCAGUAAUGUGUUAUACAUCAGGUAUUAUUUAUGUUCUUCGAUGUGUUUGUAAUCAAUAUGAAUAUGUUGGUGAAUCAAGUAAUAACAUUCAAUAUACACUCGAUCGACAUCGCCUAAAUGGAAAUCAAAUUAUUCAUGAUUUUCUUACUGGUGAACAAUCACAUGAGUAUAAAUAA